CCAGACACCCAGAACCUCCUUCCUCCCCCCCCAGUCCAGCGUCGACACCCCCGCGGCAACCCCAGCAAGCAGCCCCGGCCGCCGGCGAGGAGCUCCUCUAUCCCUGGUCGCGCGUGGAGGAGGAGUGGGGUGGGGGGGGGGGAGGUGGUGAGAGUCGCGCCUUACGGAGCCUCCGCCAUCCACCGUCGGACAGAGGGGUUCUCAUCGCCUUUUUUGUUAUUGUGUGGUUUGCCCUGGGUGAGUAAGAAGAUAAGUGGGUGGUCAGAGUGGUAAUUAACAUGGCCGAGAAGAUGUACGCGGACGGGGUGAUCGAGGCGGUCGAGGUGGAGGUGGACACAGAGGCGUUCCUCCGCCGGAGGCAGGAGCUCAAGAAGAAGAAGGUGCAGCAGGACAUCAGGCCACCGCGGGCCCUCUUCUGCCUCACGCUCAGCAACCCCAUCCGCAAGGCCUGCAUCAACCUCGUCGAGUGGAAGCCCUUCGACAUCCUCAUCCUCAUCACGAUAUUCGCCAACUGCGUGGCGCUCGCCAUCUACCACCCCUACGCGGAGGACGACACCAACAAGAUCAACCACAUACUGGAGCAGGUGGAGUACCUCUUCCUGUUCGUGUUCACGCUGGAGGCUCUGCUGAAGAUCGUGGCGUACGGGUUCUUCUUCCACCAGUACGCGUACCUGCGCAGCGGGUGGAACAUCAUGGACUUCAUCAUCGUCGUCGUGGGCGUGCUGAGCGUGUGGCUGGAGGCCACGUCCCCGCAGCCCGACCCGGGCCUGCCGAGCGGGAACAGCGUGGGCUUCGACGUGAAGGCGCUGCGUGCGUUCCGCGUACUCAGGCCGCUCCGACUCGUGUCAGGCCUCACGGUGGUGCUGGACAGCAUCCUCAUGUCGAUGGUGCCACUGCUGCACAUCGCGCUGCUCGUGCUCUUCAUGGUGAUGAUCUACGCCAUCAUCGGCCUCGAGCUCUUCAUGGGAAAACUGCACAAGACCUGUUACUACGAGGGAACGCAGAUGGUGGCCGAGGAUAAACCCGCCCCCUGCGCCUUCGCCGGCAAUGGGCGCUUCUGCACCAUCAACGGUACGGUGUGCGAAGGCGGCUGGGAGGGCCCCAACAUGGGCAUCACCAACUUCGACAACUUCGGGUUCGCCAUGCUCACCGUCUACCAGUGCAUCACCACCGAGGGCUGGACCGACGUGCUCUACUGGGUGAACGAUGCGAUUGGAAACGAGUGGCCAUGGAUUUACUUUGUCACCCUCAUCAUCCUGGGCUCCUUCUUCGUCCUCAACCUGGUCCUGGGGGUGCUGAGUGGGGAAUUCUCGAAGGAGCGCGAGAAAGCGAAGGCCCGAGGCCGCUUCCAGAUGCUGCGUGAGCAGCAGCAGAUCAGCACGGACCUGCGCGGGUACCUCGACUGGAUCACGCACGCCGAGGACAUCGAGCCAGACCACCAUGACGGUGCCGACAAGGGCCGCUCCGGCAGCGUUGGGGAUUCGGAGUCGAUAGCGGAUGAACCCCUCGCUCCAGGAGAUGCAGAAGUCAUGGCUUUUUGUAGCAACUUGGGGCACCGCUGGCGCCGUCUCCACCGCCAGUCCCGGCGCCGGUGCCGUGCGGCGGUGAAGUCCAACGCCUUCUACUGGCUCGUCGUCACGCUGGUGACGCUCAACACGCUGGCCAUCGCCACCGAGCACUACAGCCAGCCCGCCUGGCUCACCAGCGUGCAAGACAUCGCGAACAAGGUCUUCCUGACGCUCUUCACAAUGGAGAUGUUGCUCAAGAUGUACAGCCUGGGCCUGCAGCCGUACUUUGUGUCGCUGUUCAACCGCUUCGACUGCUUCGUCGUGUUCACUGGCAUCGUGGAGCUGCUGCUCGUGCAGCUGCGGGUCAUGAACCCGCUCGGCAUCUCCGUGCUCCGCUGUGUGCGUCUCCUGCGCAUAUUCAAGGUCACCAAGUACUGGCGCUCGCUGAGCAACCUCGUGGCGUCGCUGCUCAACUCGAUGCGCUCCAUCGCGUCGCUGCUGCUGCUCCUCUUCCUCACCAUCAUCAUCUUCGCGCUGCUCGGCAUGCAGCUGUUCGGCGGGCGCUUCCGCUUCGCUCGCAACAGCGACGUGCGCAGCAACUUCGACAACUUCCCGCAGGCGCUCAUCACCGUCUUUCAGGUGCUGACGGGCGAGGACUGGGAGACGGUGAUGCACGCGGCCAUCAACGCUUACGGCGGACCGUCGUUCUCGGGCACGCUCGUCUGCAUCUACUUCGUCAUCCUCUUCAGCAUCGGCAACUACAUCCUUUUGAACGUGUUCCUGGCCAUCGCUGUGGAUAACCUGGCGGACGCCGGUGACCUGACCUCGGCUCAGAGGGAGGCGCAGGCAGAGAAGGAGCGGAGACGGAAGCUCAAGGAGAGCAACCAGGCCGAGAACGAGCUGUCGGGAGCCAACAACGCCCAGGGCAAAUCCCGCGGCGAGAAGAUCGAGAUGAAGGCCCUGCAGGCCGACCAGCCCAAGAAGGAGCCGGUGGAUGAGUUUGACAUGCAGGAGGACAUCAUCAAAGACCCGUACCCACCGGACGAAUUCCCAGGCGACGACGAGGAGUGCGACCCCGAGCUGCCGCUGGGUCCGCGUCCGCGCAUCACGGAGGAGCUCGCCAUCAAGGAGAAGCUCGUGCCCAUGCCUGAGGCCUCCUCCUUCUUCAUCUUCGGCACCAAGAACAAGUUCCGCAUCAUGUGCCACCGCAUCGUCAACCACACCUCAUUCACGAACCUCAUCCUCGUCUUCAUCCUGCUCAGCAGCAUCUCCCUUGCCGCCGAGGACCCCAUCGACCCUUACUCCUUCCGAAACGAGAUCCUCUCCUUUUUUGACAUCGGCUUCACGGCCGUCUUCACCACGGAGAUCGUCCUCAAGAUGACGGCGUACGGAGCGUUCAUGCACACGGGCUCCUUCCUGCGCAACUACUUCAACAUCCUCGACUGCUUCGUCGUGACCGUGUCUCUCGUCUCCUUUGGCAUCCAGUCCAGCGCUAUCUCCGUGGUGAAGAUCCUGCGUGUGUUGAGGGUGCUCAGACCUCUUCGAGCCAUCAACAGAGCAAAGGGUCUCAAGCACGUGGUGCAGUGCGUGUUUGUGGCGAUCCGCACCAUCGGCAACAUCGUGAUCGUCACCACCCUCCUGCAGUUCAUCUUCGCUUGCAUCGGCGUGCAGCUCUUCAAGGGGAGAUUUUUCGCGUGCACGGAUGAAUCCAAGAACACGGAGGCAGAGUGCAAGGGUCUGUUCAUCUGGUACAAGGAGGGAAACCUGGACUACCCGGAGGUGCGCGAGCGCAUCUGGUACAAGAACGACUUCAACUUCGACAACGUGAUGGCCGGCAUGAUGACCCUCUUCACCGUGUCCACCUUCGAGGGCUGGCCGCAGUUCUUGUACCGAGCCAUCGACUCGAGCAAGGAGGACAUCGGUCCCAUCUACAACAACCGAGUGGAGAUGUCUGUCUUCUUCAUUAUCUACAUCAUCAUCAUCGCCUUCUUCAUGAUGAACAUCUUCGUGGGCUUCGUCAUCGUCACCUUCCAGGACCAGGGCGAGAAGGAGUACCGCAACUGUGAGCUCGACAAGAACCAGAGGCAGUGCGUCGAGUACGCGAUCAAUGCGCGCCCGCUGCGCCGCUUCAUCCCGCGCAACCCGUACCGCUACAACGUGUGGUACGUGGCCAACCACCCGGCCUUCGAGUACUCCAUGUUCGCCCUCAUCGUCGCCAACUCGCUCUGCCUCGGCAUGCAGCACUACGGCCAGUCGGAGGAGUUCAGCCACGUGAUGGACGUCCUCAAUCUCAUCUUCACGUUCCUCUUCACCGGAGAGAUGAUUGUCAAGAUCAUCGCCUACAAGCCCCGGGGCUACUUCACCGACCCCUGGAACGUGUUUGACUUCCUGAUCGUCGUCGGCAGCAUCGUCGACGUCCUGCUCAGUAAACUCGAUACGUCAGAGGGCUCGUCGCGGAUCUCCAUCACGUUCUUCCGUCUCUUCCGCGUCAUGCGCCUCGUCAAACUUCUGGCACGAGGAGAAGGCCUCCGCAUCCUCCUCUGGACCUUCAUCAAGUCCUUCCAGGCCCUGCCGUACGUGGCUCUGCUCAUCGUCAUGCUCUUCUUCAUCUACGCCGUCAUCGGCAUGCAGAUGUUUGGCAAGAUCGCGCUGCAGGACGGGGCGGAGAUCAACCGCAACAACAACUUCCAGACGUUCCCACAGGCCGUGCUUGUCCUGUUCAGGUGUGCGACGGGCGAGCGCUGGCACGAGAUCAUGCUGGCCUGCAUGCCGGGGAAGCGCUGCGACGAGAAGUCAGACUACAGCCCUGGCGAGGAGUUCACGUGCGGCAGCAACUUCGCCAUCUUCUACUUCAUCAGCUUCUACAUGCUGUGCGCCUUCCUGAUCAUCAACCUCUUCGUGGCCGUCAUCAUGGAUAACUUUGACUACCUGACGCGGGAUUGGUCCAUCCUGGGCCCUCACCACCUCGACGAGUUCAAGAGGAUCUGGGCCGAGUACGACCCCGAUGCCAAGGGCCGCAUCAAACACGCCGACGUGCUUGCGCUGCUCAGGAGGAUCCAGCCACCUCUGGGCUUCGGCAAGCUGUGUCCUCUCCGCGUGGCAUGCAAGCGCUUCGUCACCAUGAACAUGCCGCUGAACAGCGAUGGCACUGUCAUGUUCAACGCCACGAUCUUCGCCCUCGUCCGCACGGCGCUCAAGAUUAGGACCGAAGGUGGAAACAAGAUUCAGAACAACGAGGAGCUCCGAGCCAUCAUCAAGGGCAUCUGGAACCGCACCAGCAUGAAGCUUCUGGACCAGGUGAUCCCGCCGCCAGGAGAGGACGAGAUCACGGUGGGGAAGUUCUACGCCACGUACCUCAUCCAGGACUACUUCCGCAAGUUCAAGAUGCGCAAGGAGCAGGAGGAGCUGGGAUUUGGGCCUGACCACCUGGCCCUACAGGCCGGACUUCGGACGCUGCACGACGCGGGGCCCGAGAUCCGCCGCGCCAUCUCCGGGGACCUGCAGGAGCUGGAGCGGACGCUCGACGGCGACGACGACGACGUCUUCGCGAGGUCACACGGAGGCAUCCCCAACAACGUGAACUUCUACCCUCUGGGCGUGAACGAGCGGCGUGGCUCUCCAUCGCCCGCCCGCACCACCCAGCGCCCGCUGCAGAUCCAGAAGGGUGGCUCGCCCAACGCCCAGCGCCGCCCCAUGAUGGUGCCCGUGGUGAACUCGUACCUGCAGGACGACCUCUUCGCCCCCGACGCAGACGGCGAGGAGAUUCCGCUGACGCCGCUGCCUGAGAACAACGUCAACCACAACAACAACUCGGCCCAGCAGUGGGGGGCCCGCAUGGGGGGCCCGCGCGGGGCCCAGGACCGCCGCUACGCCGGUGCCCGCGGCGCUGUCGACGGUGGUGCCGGUGGUGGUGGUGUUGGUGCCACCGGUGGCGGUGCCGGGUUGCCACCCACAACCAAAGGCUCCGUGCGGAGCGCGACGGCCCGGUCCCAUCGUGAGACCGUCGUCAUCGAGCGCGAACUGGAGCUGCCGCCCGGCAACCGUUGUCACGGCGACGGGGAGGACGUGGACCAGAUUUGCCUCCAGACACAGGCCAUUGCAGGGUUAGAAAACAACGCUGCCAGAGAUUCUACCAUCGCUGGCGGCUCCUCCACUCCUCUCGCCCCCAGGAGCAAGGGGGUAUCUGCCGCCCCCGGGUCCCACGCUCGUGUUGGGGGAGCGACGAGAGCGGGGAGGCGAUCGGGGCGUGGACAGAGGCAGCAGCCGGCAAACAGCAACGCUGAGAGUCUCAUCCAGGCUCUGUUUAUCUCCGAAGGGCUGCAGGAGCUGGCGAGCGACGCCGACUUUGUGAAGCUCACCCAGCGCGAGCUGUCCGACGCGUGCUCUCUGCCCCCGGAGCGUGCCGAGCGCGUGGCAUACGACCUUAUCAACGCCAACGGUGGCACCGCCGCUCCGUGUCCACCAACCCCGGCUGUAACUCCGGGGGGUCGCGACCCCGGCGGCCGGCGCUCUCGCAGCGUUGCGAACGACGAAGCCACGGCCAUUUAAGUCUCCCGGCGUGCGCUUAAACCUUCGCGAGGACGGUGGGCGGCAGUACAGCAAGUAGGUUGGCAACAGAACCCCGAGGGGAUUUUAUUUUUAGUGUUGUCCCCAUUCGUAGGCAGUGGCGGGGUUUUAUCUGUCCGGGCCACUUGGGUUUCCUUCCCGCAUGCGAAUUAAGUAUUCGUAAAAAAAGAAAAUGAAUUGGUCAAACAUCCCGAUUGUAAUCGCAGUGCAGGAUCGCUCCGAAAAAAAGUAUUGAGAGUCAGUAAGGCUUCCUCAGAUAAAAUAUUAAUAUCGCCCUCAUUAAUAUUGUCAUCAACUAAAGAGGGUGUCGUUUCUCUACGGCCUGAAUUUUUUUUCCAUCAAAUGUUUUGCCACUUGAACACUGACCAGGGGGGGGCGUAAUCUCCUCACACAAAGUCCACCCCGUUGGCAGGAGAGGUCUCAAAGUUAAGGUUAUUAUCCACGUCAAGAGUUUUGUUGAUGAACACAUGCCCGAUCAUGCCUGGCGAUUGUGGAACGUUUAUGGAAACUUGGGUGGGAUUGCACGCAGUUUUGAAGGAAUUAUUUUCACGUUUGUUUUGCCCACCGCCAAAUGUGAUGAGGCGACUGUGUUAAGCCCGUGUAAACUUUCUUUCGGAUUAAAAUUUUCAUAUAUGCCUUUAAUAUUGGAUAACGGUAAUAAGAAAUGUUCAAUUGGCAGAAUGCCAAAUGGCACGGGAGGUGUAUGCUCACGUUAAUAAUACAGUUAUAAUGCAUUCGUGAAUAUACCGAGGGCGGUCUGCAUGAGAUAAGGAGUGCAUAAUACUGUCGUAAUAAAGAGCGGGCUAUGUAGGAGAUAAAGUAUAUAAAGUGAUAUUAAAAAGGGUGCAGGCUAUGCUGGGAGUCAAGCCGUCAAGGUGCACAAUCAUUAUACAGGAAUAAUUAACAGGAGCGCAAUAAAAUAUUAGGAGGCAAAGUAAUGUGGAGGACGAUGCGAAUGGAAGAGCAUCUGUUGUGCAGCCACAAUUCCCAGCGAUAAUCCCCCCCCAAAUACUGCAUUUUUAUUCUAAGUUUUCAACAUUUUUAUCUAAGUAGGUGGCGUUCAGAGUCAUGCCGGUUGAAAGGUUGGCAAUAUUGCGCAUUGGUAACAUUCAUGCCUCAAAGCAAGAAAUGCCUCAAUUCAAUUCCCGACCUGGGAACCUUUCUGCGCGGAGUUUAGAUGUACUCCCCCUACUCUGGGUUCUCCAUGUUUCUCCCAUAGAAAAAAAAGUAUACAAUGUAAAUGGUAUUGGCCAAACAUCUCAAUGCUGAAAUUUUACCUGCAAAUUACUCAAACGGGAAUAAACAUUGCAACAUCACCCAAUUUCAAAACAUUUGCAGGACUCUCCUGAAUGAGUCUUGAGACUCGCCGAGUUAUUCCCGAGUAAGCAAACGUGGCGUUAAAAAUAAUAUUAGAUCUGCACAACAAUGCGAGUGUUUGUACGGCAGGAUACAUUAAGAGAUUGAAGAGACACGAGGAUCGUGGUGUUGCGAUGAGCCACCACACUAGUUGCGGUAGUAUGAUAGGGUGACAGAAUGAAAUGCAAGUGGCCAACAAGACGGCCGAGUCAAGGAAUUCUUUCUUUAGUGGUUAUUAUUCCCACCAAAUUGUGUCGACGCCAUCAUGGCACGAGACGAAGAACUGUCCCUUUGGAACUCUGCAUAUGUCUGUGCAUCACCCAUUGUCAAAGACUAAAACUGACUGAUGUUACAGACCUACUUUUGAGGUUGAUUCAGGCCUUCAUAGCAACUCCAGGGCCACAUUUUUACAUUCUGUACAGAGUAGGGCAAACUGAAAUUUUUAAUCUGAUGGAAUUUCGUAAAAUAAGUGUCAAACUAAAUCUAAUGAUGGUGUUUUGUGCAGUCAUUAGUGAUCGGGCUGAAACCAUUAGCUCAUUACACUCCGAGAACCUGAUUUAAUCAGAGGCGGCUGAAACCCAGAUGCGAACCCAGGUUUCUCAGCGGUGCCGGCUCAGUGUUCCGACCUCUUGAGUCACCCGGCUACUUCAAUAUACAUAUAUCUGUCCAUGCGCACUUUGUAAUCAAUUUACCGGCACUCAAAGAGGUCCCUAGGUUUUAAUUUAAAGAGGACUAAGGCACAAAAUGCGAGCAAUGAAAAAACAUGUGGAACCGCAAGAUUAGAGGCAUUUAUGGACUUGGCCAACACCAUCAAACAUGCUACACAAGACAGCCUGGUUUCACCUCUGCUGGGAAAAUGGGAUUUGCCUUCGUGAUGAAAGCAAAUGUAUUUUCCUGGUCUCAAUGAUCCCAGUGGUACUGCUGUUUUUAUUGUGUACUGAAACCUUGAAAAACAAUGAAACACAGCUCUUUCGCGAGUAUUGGGUUGAAGUUGUACUUGUUUAACUAAGUGAGAACUCAAGAGACCAGGACAAUCUCGAAGAUGACAUCCGCAUCGAAGAUGUGAGCAGAGGUGGAAGGAAGGCCUUUGCUUGAGGGCUUGACCUCUCAAGAAAGUGACCAGAUUUUCUUUUGAAUGAGUGAAACUCAAAUUAUUGCCAGCGGCACCUUGGCAGAGGAUUUUUUUUGGAAAUCGCGAGGGUGGCAAGCCUGUGAUGUGCAACCAUCACAGGCUUUGCCACGACAUAUGAAAAGGCUCUACCUUACAAGACCGCAACUCCCUGUAGCACUGCAGGCGGGUGGGUGGAUGUUGCUCUCUGCCGAACACAAAUGUGUCCCUCAGUACUGGGCUAGGUUAAAAUAUGUGCCAAACCAAUGUUUAUUUUAUGAUUUAUUUUUUGUCUGCAGUCAUCGGUCAAUAGGCUGAGACCAUCAAACGUGUUACAUCAGACAGCGUGGUUUCACCCCUGCUGGGAGACUGGGAUUUGAACCUAGGACCUCAGCAGUGUCGGCUGCCUUCAUUAAGCGUUUCCCCCCUGAGCCAAUGCAGGCACCCCGUUGUAAAAUGUUUUUACGUAUUUUGCUUGCGCAGAUGCUUUUUCGUAUUUAUUUUAACUUAAAAUAUUACCUUAAUAAAUUAGUCAUCGUUUUCAUAAUUUAGCGGAGCGUGGCCAUCAGUGAUGCUGACCGCGAUCCUGGUGUUAAAGCCGCAUCGAUAACAAAGAC
Petromyzon marinus (sea lamprey) is the source of this 9155-nucleotide messenger RNA. RefSeq names its product voltage-dependent L-type calcium channel subunit alpha-1D. Lineage: Eukaryota; Metazoa; Chordata; Hyperoartia; Petromyzontiformes; Petromyzontidae. The record is from RefSeq and is a predicted model, not a curated record. Gene Ontology annotation, cellular component: membrane; voltage-gated calcium channel complex. Gene Ontology annotation, biological process: calcium ion import across plasma membrane. Gene Ontology annotation, molecular function: high voltage-gated calcium channel activity; calcium ion binding.